Hibiscus syriacus is the source of this 2315-nucleotide messenger RNA. Its product is annotated as mitogen-activated protein kinase kinase kinase 5-like. The record is from RefSeq and is a predicted model, not a curated record. Gene Ontology annotation, biological process: protein phosphorylation. The transcript has 11 exons. NCBI's taxonomy places the organism in Eukaryota, Viridiplantae, Streptophyta, Magnoliopsida, Malvales, Malvaceae. The coding region runs from base 11 to 2290 and encodes 759 amino acids. Gene Ontology annotation, molecular function: ATP binding; protein kinase activity.
UAAUUUUCACAUGACGACGACGAACUCAAAAAAACACGCGUCUCUUGUUCCUGCUUUCCUAUCAAUGCCUAUUUCCCGCAAAAAAUUCUCUCUUCUCUCUUCUUCUUUGCCGUCCUCUCGUUCUCAUCUUCACGACAACGCUGGCAAAGCCGGCAAUUCCUGUAAUAACCAAGCACAACAGAAGCGUUGUCUCACGCGUCAAAGGAGGUUCAGACACUUGACUGAUGAUGAGGUUGGCUUAAGGUUUGGCGAUAUCCACAGCUCGCUUUCUUCUCCCUGUUCCCAUGAUACGCCGGCAGGGAAGGACUCCGGGUCUCCGGAGAGGUUGGACCAUUGGUCUUCUUACGCGGAGCCGAAGCCUUUGCCUCUUCCUGAGGUAUUCUUAAAUCGGAAAUCCACGACCUCUGGUUCCAGUCCUGGACCAAGUAAACUCGCAUCACCUGAUGAAAGACUCGCCACUGCUGUCGGAAGGAAGAAUGCAGAUCAUGCCGCUAAAAGUACACCAAGUUCAUUGGCCAAUGUUCAUAAAGAAUUCUCUCAAGGUGAAAGCUUUAAAAAUGGCUCAAAGCCAACAGUCACUACAAGGAACGACGUUAAAAGUUUUCCCUCAUCUCCGGCUAGCCCUCAAAGAUCAAACACCCAAGAUCACUUAAAUUCUUAUGACGAUGCAGUUUCAACCAAAUCUUUGUUAAGUCGUCGCAGGAAUUUCCCUUAUGAGAAAGAUUUUGGGAGUGUUAACCACAACUUGAGGCUGAACGUUUCCGCCAGGAGUGCUCCAACCACGGUUUUCUCUAGUCCCUCCGUCAGUCCACAAAGAUCAAGGGGUUCCAUAGAUUUAGAUGUUCCAUAUCUAGGUAGAGCCUCUGGUUAUGCGUCACCAUUAAGAACUGUACAUAGUCCCGAGUGUUCUCCCCUGCAUAUUCCCGGUCAAAAUAAAACUUCAUCCCACCAUAAAUUGCUCUUGGAGAACAAUAAGGACUGGCUUGAUAAUAAUAGUGAAUUAAAUGCACAUCCGUUGCCCCUACCACCUGAAGCUUUCCAGUCAUCACAAUCACUGAAGCCACUACCAUCAUCGGUUCCAAAUCACAUCAUCGAAAGGCCGAUUGCUCCUUCGAUUAUAAGCCAAUGGAAGAAAGGAAGACUUCUCGGACGUGGUACACAUGGAAGUGUUUAUGAAGCAACUAACAGGGCGACUGGAGCUUUGUGCGCGAUGAAGGAAGUUGAUAUCAUCCCUGAUGACCCUAAAUCUGUUGAAUGUGUAAAACAAUUAGAGCAGGAAAUCAGAGUGUUGAGACGUUUAAAGCAUCGAAAUAUUGUACAAUAUUACGGCAGUGAACUAGUUGAUGAUCACUUUUACAUAUAUUUGGAGUAUGUGCAUCCUGGUUCAAUUAAUAAAUAUGUCCGUGAACACAGUGGAGCUAUAACCGAACCUAUAGUUCGCAAUUUCACCCGUCAUAUUCUAUCUGGCUUAGCUUUCCUGCAUAGUUCAAAUACAAUACACAGGGAUAUAAAAGGAGCAAAUUUGCUUGUCGAUGCCAAUGGCACUGUUAAACUUGCUGAUUUUGGCAUGGCAAAACAUCUUACAGGAUUGUCCGACGAGCUUUCUUUGAAGGGAAGUCCAUACUGGAUGGCUCCCGAGGUCUUAAAAUCUGUCAUGAAGAAAGAUUCCAACCCAAAUCUUGCUCUGGCUGUUGACAUAUGGAGCUUGGGUUGUACUGUCAUCGAGAUGCUUAAUGGUAAACCUCCAUGGAGUGACUUUGAAGGGCCUCGAGCAUUGUUCAAGGUUCUGAACCAGAACCCAACUGUACCAGAAGCAUUAUCUCCUGAAGGAAAGGAUUUUCUACAUUGUUGCUUUCAAAGAAAUCCAGCAGAGCGACCGUCUGCAGCUAUGCUACUCGAGCAUCCUUUUGUACGAAAUUCGGUCAAUCAAAAUGGACCAGCCCUCGUGCAAGCCUUUUCUAGAAUGAAUCUAACAGAUAAUUCACAUAGUCAGAGAAUAGAAAUGAUGUCGACUUCACCGGGAACAAGGAUCACAAAGGGGAAAUCGCCCUCUAAUAGUGUAACCGGUCUAUCAGGCUGUGCCAGAACCAAUAACUGCGCUACGGCUUCACAUCAUCUCCUCUAUUCCGCCCUCGAGGUCUCCCCUUACACAUCUGCAGCAAGAGUGAUUUAUGGCUCUCACAGUUUCAGCCCAUCUUCACAUGUUUCAAGCAAUAUGUCACUUGGUGAGGUGAACAACCACCCAUUAGCUGUGGGGCGGACGCAAGGCAAGGAAGUCCCACACAUCUGAAACUUGUGUGGGAUUCAGAUAGAUA